AUCCGUCGUGACGUCAUUGACAAGGGACUUCGCUGAUGUUUUGUUGUCUUUGUCCGGUUAGCCGGUGUCUCAGUUACACUUGAAUUUAUUAACCUUUAAUAUCAGGACACGCCGUUAGCUCAUACUGAGGAGUUUUUUUUAUGUAUCGACACCCGAGUGUAAAAUAUGCCAGUCCACCAACAACCCCGAACAGUGACCCCAUGUUUGUCCGGCCCCUGAGUGCAGUGGGCUCUGCUCCAGCUGCUGCUGCUGCUGCUGCUGUUUGGAGACAGUGGUACUGGAGAAAUACAUUUCCACUCCUCAUCACCAGACACCCCUUCACUUCCCCCAGACCCUCCUGCCCCUUCACCUGGACUGAACUGCCCAGCACUGGUCCCCCAAGACACCUCCAUCUCUCAGCUGGCCUGAUGAAGCACCCAGAUUCAGAGCCUCCUGUUAAAAGGAGAAAGAGUUUGGAGUGUGAGCGCUCAGGUGAAGGUGUGCAGCGCAGUCCUAAACGCUCAUCUUCACGAGAGAGAAGAGAGUCCGGUCCUGCAUGGCUGCACAACCUUCCUGAAGUUCCUCCAGGGGAAAGAGCUCCAAGUCUGAUUAAAACAGAGUUGAAGAGGCGGUGGGAGGACCUUACCGAGAGCCGCGUAAGCAAAAGUGUUGGCCCCUUUGAUUUCUCCGUGAUGUCCUACAAUAUUCUCUCUCAAGAACUUCUUCUCAGCAAUCCUUACCUUUAUAAACACUGUCACCCUCGUGUGCUGGAGUGGCAUCAUCGCUUCCCUAAACUCAUACAGGAGCUGGAGCAGCACGCGGCGGAUAUAAUGUGUCUUCAGGAGGUUCAAGAGGAUCAUUAUCAGAAGCAGAUCAAACCCAGUCUAGAACAUUUAGGCUAUCACUGCGAGUACAAACGGCGAACUGGCCGUAAGCUGGACGGCUGCAUGGUGGCUUUCAAGAAGUCUUGCUUCACGCUUUUCUCUUCUCACGCUGUGGAGUUUUUCCGACAUGGAAUCCCUAUCCUGGACCGGGAUAAUGUGGGACUGAUUGUGGUGCUGAAGCCCGUAGGGGCGUCAGGGUCUGACCGCAACAUCUGCGUGGUCACCACUCACCUGCUGUACAACCCGCGGCGUGGCGACAUCAAGCUGGCACAGCUGGCACUGCUGCUGGCCGAGAUUGGUCACGUAGCGCGGCAGGACGACGGCACGACCUGCCCUAUACUGCUGUGUGGUGACUUUAACUCGGUGCCUGCGAGUCCGCUGUACACCUUCAUCACAGACAGGAAGCUGGAGUAUGCAGGAAUGCCCAUCGGGAAGGUAUCAGGACAGGAAGAAAGCCCUCGAGGACAGCGAAUCCUUACGUCACCACUGUGGCCCGCCAGCCUCGGGAUCUCCCAGAUGUGCCAGUAUGAAGGCCAAACUCAUGAUCCUGAUGUAAAGAAAUCAAACAAAACCCUGAACAGCUCUAGCAUUGAGCAUGCUUUUAAGCUGACCUCGGUCUACUGUCACUACCUGAAAGAGAGUGGACAUCGAGAAAUCACCACCUGCCACUCGCGCACGGCCAUUACUGUUGAUUACAUCUUCUACUCACCAGCACAGUGGGACGAGUCUGACCGGACAGAAUGCAGUUCUGCACCACAGCGAGGCCUGCAGCUGUUGUCCAGGCUGGCCCUGGUCAGCGAGGCCGAGCUGAAGGAAGUGAACGGUCUGCCCAAUCAGCACCACUCGUCUGACCACCUCCCUCUCAUCGCCCGCUUCCGUCUGCACUCCUGAGGGUCACAUGUUCACGAUCACAUCACAAACGUGCAUCAGCUGCAGAUGGGAGACAAACUACAUGAGCAGGUUCUACACCAGCACACCUCCAUCCACUCCUCAUUCAUCAAUCAUGAUGGGUUCUUUUUUACUCUCCAGAUGGAUUUGUGUCUCCACUUUUGAGUUUUAUCACUGACACGUGAAGCUGAUGUGAUGAUCUGGAAACACCACUGUGGAUUUGUUAUUAUUGGGAUUUUUUAAAGAAAGAUCUGAUUUUAUUAAAGUUUACUGUUAAUUUAUUGAACAUGAAGUAUAAGGUUUCUUUUGUACACUGCAGCUAACAGUCCUGCUGCUGAAAACUGUCCUGGAUGUUCAGGUACUCUACAAGGGUGACGUCAUGUCCAGGUAUUUUAAUCGUUUAAUUAAUGAAUCUCAGCUGGACGGUAUGAUCGGGACCUCACAGCAGGUCAUCAGCAUAUGAUGAAACUCUGAGUCUCACUUUCUUUGAAGAUUAAUUUCUCCCAGUUUCAUGCCUCAGAACCUCAAAUGAUGCCAAUUAAAGUUUUAAUGAUUAAAUUUCUAAAAACAGGCUUUCCACAAGGUUUAGGAGUGUGUUUAGGGGAUUUUUUGACCAUUCCUCUAGAUGCGCAUUUGUGAGGUCAGGCACUGAUGCUGGACGAGAAGGCCUGGCUCACAGUCUCCACUCUAAUUCAUCCCAAAGGUGUUCUAUUGGUGUUCUAUCAUCUCGCCACCAUCACCUCUGCAGCGCUCACUAAGGAUGAAUUCAAAAUGUAUAGUCAGAAUUUCCAUAAAGCUGCUUUGUGACAGGGUCUGUUGGUAAAAAUGCUAUAUAAAUAAAAUUGAACUGAAAAGUC
Molecule: messenger RNA, 2608 nt
Organism: Hemibagrus wyckioides
Lineage: Eukaryota; Metazoa; Chordata; Actinopteri; Siluriformes; Bagridae
Gene: angel2
Product: angel homolog 2 (Drosophila)
Exons: 10
Coding region: 141-1754 (537 amino acids)
Biological process (GO): 3'-UTR-mediated mRNA stabilization
Molecular function (GO): mRNA 3'-UTR binding; 3'-5'-RNA exonuclease activity
Source: RefSeq, a predicted model, not a curated record